Molecule: messenger RNA, 754 nt
Organism: Papaver somniferum (opium poppy)
Lineage: Eukaryota; Viridiplantae; Streptophyta; Magnoliopsida; Ranunculales; Papaveraceae
Exons: 2
Source: RefSeq, a predicted model, not a curated record
AUGACGAAACCCCAAAAAUGUUCCUCUACAUGGUCUGCUAUGUUAGGUUGCAGAAGUGAGAUGAAGGAAGGGUGUUUCUGGGAAGUUGGUAAUGGAGAGAAGAUACAUAUCAAGAAUGACCCUUGGAUUCCUAAACUUCAUAACAGGAGGCCUAUCCCCAAUUUGCUUUCAACAGAGCAGCCUGUUUUAGUUAGUGAACUUAUCCUACAGAACCCUCCAAGGUGGGAUAUAAACAAACUCCAGCUAUGCUUCCAGUCGCAUGAAGUCGAGACUAUAUUGGAUAUCCACUUACCUAACAUCAGCGAAGAAGGGACUGAGGAUAAAUUACUUUGGCUUCACCAUCCUAAUGGGGUCUUUACAGCAAAAUCCUUCAUCAAAACUUUAAAUGACAGAGCUCCUUCUUCUUCUCAUUAUGGUAAUACUGAACAUAUACCUUGGAAGAAAUUCUGGCAGGUAAAAAUUUUGGCACCCAAUCUUGAAAUAUUUGCUUGGAGAAUUCUUAAUAAUGUUGGUAGCAGGAUGAUGACAUACUGCAAAGAUAUUAAUACAGAGUGCAGGAUGUGUAAUGGUGCUGUUGAAACUUUGGAACACUUGUUCCUAUACUGCCCUGUAUCUCAAGCUGUUCUUUUUGCUUCUCACCUGACUCUCAGAAUUGAUGCAAGCCUAAAUCUUUCAGUUCACCACUAUAUCAAGAGUUGUUUAUUAGAAGGUGGAGACUACUCAAAGUUAAAAAUGGGGAUUUGUCUGUUCUGGA